AUGACCGCCUUCCUCGAGCGCACACAGAAGCUUCGCCAGCACCUUGAGGCGCUGAUCCGCCGUGACGCCGUAAGGAGCUCGUUGGCCGUGGACGAGCGAGCGCUGCGACGUCGCGUAAACGACUUCUACCUGCCCAUGUUCAGUUGGACGACGGAGGUUGUGGAGGCCGCGCAGAAGAAGCAGGGCGAUGCCAAGCGCUGCGUCUGCAUUGGCUUAAGCUGCCCACAAGGCGGCGGGAAGACCACGGCCUCCAUGUACAUGCAGGAGGCGCUGGCGCUUAUGGGCAAGAAAUGCGCCGUCAUGUCACUGGACGACGUGUACUGGAAAUACGAGCAGCAGGUAGCGCUUGCCAAGGCCAACCCAGGCAAUCCAUUGCUUCAGUAUCGUGGUAACCCGGGCACGAUGGAUGUGCCACUCCUGAUGGACUUGGUUCAUGAAUGCAAGACUUCAAUGGGAGAGAUCGCUCUGCCACGCUACGACAAGUCGCAACAUAAUGGCCGUGGCAACCGUGCUCCUGUAUCUGAGUGGGACCGCAAGCAAGGCCCGCUGGAUGUGUUGUUAAUUGAGGGGUGGUGCAUGGGCUUUCAAGCGAUCGACGAUGACAGUCCCGAGCUCAGUGAGCACAUGAAGACCGUGAACAGGGAGCUUCGUGCUUUCGACAAGGUAUACGAGGAGCUGGAUGGCCUGGUGGUGAUCAAGAUCAACAACCUAGACUGGGUUUACGAGUGGCGCGAGCAGCCAGAGCAGCUCCUGCGUGAAUCCAAGAAGCCUGCCAUGACCCCUGAUGAGGUGCGCGACUUCGUGGAUCGCUUUAUGCCUGCGUACAAGACGUAUCUCAAGGGGCUGUAUGCCGACCCAAAGGAAUCGACUUCGCCCUUGGCUAAUGUACCACGCCUUAUUUUCUCCAUCACUUCGACUCGUGAACCAGCGGGUAAGCCCAUGGAGUUCAACUUCGAAUCCAAAGCGCUAGAGGAUUAG
Molecule: messenger RNA, 978 nt
Organism: Phytophthora nicotianae INRA-310
Lineage: Eukaryota; Oomycota; Peronosporomycetes; Peronosporales; Peronosporaceae
Exons: 4
Coding region: 1-978 (325 amino acids)
Cellular component (GO): cytoplasm
Source: RefSeq, a predicted model, not a curated record